AUGAUGCAAGUAAACUAUGUUGGAAAUUUUUCUAUUCCUACAGAUCCAGACAUCUAUAAAGAACAAUAUUCAAAAUUAAGAAAGUUAAUUGAAAGUUCCUUGGAUAAAUUUAAGGGUGAACUACAAAGAGCUCUUUGGCCUUUAUUUGUACACUUUUAUUUUGAUCUUGUUUCAAAAGAAUUUUUUAAACAAGAUCACGAAAUACAUUUGAUUGAGAUAAACAAGAUGACAGAUAUAACACUGCCACAACAUAUUCAAGAAAAUGAAUUUGCUCAAAACUUUCGUUCAAAAAAGUAUCCUGUUCCAAUGUCUAAGUUUUCAUAUGAGAUAUUUAUUCUGACAGAAGAUAUUGGGCUAUCACAUACAAACAUUGGAGCUCCUGUCUUUUCUUCACAAGAAGUAGAAGAAUUUAACAAGCAGGAACUUCAAUUAGGAUUCAUGCCAAUGGAACCAGCAUUUCGUGAUGAAGUUGAAAAAAGAUUAAAGGAAGAAGAUGAACGUUUAAGGACUCAAAUUGAAAAUGAGAUGAUGACAAAUUCUAUACCUUCGUUACAUCAAGAAUUUAUAAAUAAAAUUAAAAAAGAACAAACUAUUGAUUCACCACCUAGGUCGUCAGUUCCAUUACCACCAUACAAGGGUGCUGAUAUACAAGCACAAGUUGAUCUUGUAAAAGAUUUGACACAACGGAUAAAUUUAGGUCCUACAAGUCUUCCUUCUGUGUAUUUUUAUGCAUUUUACAACACAUAUAUUAGUCUUAAUUGUUUAUCCAUAUCUGAAGAUGCAACCCUUAUAGCUGGGGGUUUUGCAGAAUCUUAUGUCAAGAUAUGGAGUUUAAAACAUGAAAAAUUAAGGGGACUUCAAGGCCGUAUUAAUACAUUAGAAAUGAAUAACUCAAAUGACCUUGAAAAUGUUAAAGAAAAAAUAGGAAGUGAUUAUAAGAAGCUUCGUGGACAUUCUGGUCCAAUAUUUGGAUUAAGUUUUAAUCCAGAUAAUAAAUAUUUACUUAGUUGUUCGGAAGAUAACACAGCUCGACUUUGGAGUACAGAUCUUUAUACAAAUCUUGUGUGUUACAGAGGUCAUAACUCACCUAUUUGGGAUAUACAGUUUAGCCCUUAUGGAUUUUAUUUUGCUACAGCAUCUAAUGAUAGAACUGCUAGACUUUGGAGCUGUGAUCAUAUUUAUGCUUUAAGAAUUUUUGCUGGGCAUAUAUCAGAUACUGUUAAAUUUCAUCCAAAUUCAAAAUAUAUCUUCACAGGGUCUAAUGAUAAAUCUAUUCGUAUGUGGGAUGUUAGUAGUGGGUCUUGUUUUAGAAUUUUUUCUGGACAUACUGGAGGAGUUAUGUGUUUAGCUGUAUCUGAUGAUGGUCGAUUAUUAGCUUCUUCUGGUAAUGAUAAAUCAAUAAUGUUAUGGGACGUUGGAAGUGGAAAAUGUUUAAAAAAAUUAACCGGACAUACAGAAAUUGUUUAUUCUUUAGAUUUUAGUAAGGAAAGUAGUAUUUUAGUUUCUGGUAGUGCAGAUAAAACUAUUCGAAUUUGGGACGUUUUAAAAGGUAUUUCAGUUGAUUCUGAUACAAAUAACACAUCUUUACUGAAUAAAAAACCCAAAGGAGCCAGCGUAAAACCAUCAAAGGAUCUGCUGAAUACGUUAUGUACUAAAAAUACACCAGUUUAUGAAAUUAAAUUUACAAGGAGAAAUUUAUGUCUUGCAGCUGUUCAAGUUCCAGCCGUGAGGGAGUCAAUCAGAACUGUUCUAGGUGAAUCUGAAGCUAAAAAGCGUAAAUUUGUUGAAACAAUUGAAUUACAAAUUGGUUUGAAAAAUUAUGAUCCUCAAAGAGACAAACGUUUUAGUGGAACUGUCAAACUUCCAAAUCUUCCACGUCCAAAACUUUCUGUCGCUGUUUUAGGUGAUGCGCAUGACUGUGAUCGUGCUAAAGAAAUCGGCCUUGAAUUCUUAAGUGUAGAUGAUCUUAAAAAACUCAACAAGAACAAAAAACUUAUUAAAAAACUUGCUAAAAAAUAUGAUGCAUUCUUAGCAAGUGAAUCUUUAAUUAAACAAAUUCCAAGAUUAUUAGGACCUGGAUUACAUAAAGCUGGAAAAUUUCCAACACCUGUAACUCAUAAUGAUGAUUUAAAUGCUAAAGCAGAUGAGUUACGUUCCACCAUCAAAUUCCAACUUAAAAAAGUUUUAUGUCUUGGAGUAGCAGUUGGCCACGUUAAUAUGAGUGAAGAUGAAUUAGUUGCAAAUAUAAUGUUGAGCAUUAAUUUCUUGGUUUCUCUACUUAAGAAGAAUUGGCAAAAUGUUAGAAGUUUAUAUAUUAAAUCCUCGAUGGGUAAACCUCAACGUUUAUAUUAA
This is a messenger RNA of Entrophospora sp. SA101, 2352 nucleotides long. NCBI's taxonomy places the organism in Eukaryota, Fungi, Glomeromycota, Glomeromycetes, Entrophosporales, Entrophosporaceae. The record is from the annotation of a GenBank genome assembly.